Messenger RNA from Psylliodes chrysocephalus, 3180 nucleotides. The record is from the annotation of a GenBank genome assembly. Lineage: Eukaryota; Metazoa; Arthropoda; Insecta; Coleoptera; Chrysomelidae.
AGACGAUAGCGACGCACAUGGGCCUAGAUACAAGAACACCGGUCACUUUAUGGAAAGACAAAGCCUUAGUAGAAGCCAAUUUAGCGGUCAUAUUUAGUUUCCAACAAAAAGAAGUCACCAUCGUCGAUCACCAUACAGCCUCUGAUUCGUUUAUGAAACAUUUAGAAAACGAGAAUCGUUUAAGAAACGGAUGUCCCGCUGAUUGGGUGUGGAUAGUGCCUCCCCUAUCCGGUUCCGUAUUACCAGUAUUUCAUCAAGAGAUGGCUUUGUACUACUUAAAACCAUCUUAUGAAUAUCAAGAAUCCGCUUGGAAAACGCAUGUGUGGCAAAAAGGAAGAGAUUCUGGUAAAAGUAAGAAGCCACGUAGGAAAUUUCAUUUUAAUCAAAUUGCACGUGCGGUCAAGUUUACAUCGAAACUAUUUGGAAAAGCGCUGUCUCGUCGCAUCAAGGCCACAGUACUCUACGCCACAGAAACCGGAAAAUCGGAAAACUAUGCUAAAAAGUUGUGCGAACUAUUCGGACACGCUUUUAAUGCCCAGGUGUAUUGCAUGUCCGACUAUGAUAUUUCUAGCAUAGAGCACGAAGCCCUUCUUCUAGUGGUUACGUCGACGUUCGGAAACGGGGAUCCUCCGGAAAAUGGCGAGGAAUUUGCUAGAAAUUUAUAUACAAUGAAAAUGGCCGAGAAUGGAAUUUCACACCCUUCAAGUAUCAAUAUGGCUACAUCGAAAUCCUUCAUUAAAGUCAACAGUCAAAGUGACAUUCCAUCAAAGAGCAAAAAAUUAGAUAGAUUAAAUUCUUUAAGAGGAUCUCUUCUCAGCGAACCUCUUUUAGACGAUAGUUUCGGACCCCUGAGUAAUGUUGCCUGCGAUACAUUUUGCCUUGACGACGAUGGCACCUUCUUGGAAGCUACAAUGUCACUUCAAAGUGAAUCUUUAACCAUAAAUAACGUUAGAUUUAUCGAAGCUACAACCGUUCCACUUACUGCUGGACUUUCAAAGUGUCAUAAUAAAAAGGCAACAUUGCUGCUUGCAUUUAAAAGUAAUCUUCCUUACAAGCCCGGAGAUCAUCUAGGAGUCUUUGCUAGCAACAGACAAGAACUUGUCGAUGGUGUCAUCAAAAGGUUAAAAGGCGUAGCUGACCCUAAUGCACCUUUAGAAUUGCAAAUUUUGCAAGAAACUCAUACUUCUAAUGGUUGUGGUUCUAUUGAUUCGGAAGUAAAAGUUGUUCGAGAGAUUGACGAUUCUGUAGUGGAAGAUUGUAAAUUAGAUGGUUCGAUGGUCAACUCAGGCAUCGACGGCGUGGUUGGAGAGCGAUUGUCUGUUGCCUGCGAUACCUUUUGCCUUGACGACGAUGGCACGUUCUUGGAAGCUACAAUGUCACUUCAAAGUGAAUCUUUAACCAUAAAUAACGUUAGAUUUAUCGAAGCUACGACCGUUCCACUUACUGCUGGACUUUCAAAGUGUCAUAAUAAAAAGCCCGGAGAUCAUCUAGGAGUCUUUGCUAGCAACAGACAAGAACUCGUCGAUGGUGUCAUCAAAAGGUUAAAAGGAGUAGCUGACCCUAAUGCACCUUUAGAAUUGCAAAUUUUGCAAGAAACUCAUACUUCUAAUGGUGUUUUGAAAACGUGGAAACCACAUGAACGAUUGCCGGCCUGUUCGUUAAAACAAUUGUUUAGUUAUUACUUGGAUAUUACAACUCCUCCAACUCCGAACUUAUUACAACAUUUCGCCUCGAUUGCAACCGACCCAGAAGAGAAAAAGCAACUCAAUUUACUCGCAAACGAUUCUGCUGCCUACGAAGAUUGGCGUCACUGGCGAUUUCCCCAUCUUCUAGAUGUUUUAGAAGAAUUUCCUUCAGUUACACCAUGCGCGCCUCUUCUAGUUGGUCAGUUGAGUAUUCUACAGCCUAGAUUUUAUUCUAUUUCAUCCAGUCCCAUACUUCAUCCGAAAGAAGUACAUUUGACCGUUGCUGUGGUUGUAUAUAAAACUAAAGGUUUCGCACCUGGAUUCUAUCUUCCGAACGAUACCGUUACUCCAGUCAUCCUAGUUGGACCCGGAACGGGCAUUGCCCCUUUCAGAGCGUUCUGGCAACACCGCUACGCCCAGUUACUGAAACAUAAACAGAAAUUCGGCAAAAUGUUGUUGUUUUUCGGCUGUAGAACCAAAGACGUUGAUUUGUAUAGCGAAGAAAAAGAAGAAAUGAAGAAUAAGGGAGUUCUGGAUAAAGUUUUUCUGGCUUUGUCUAGAGAACGAGAUAUUCCAAAGACGUACGUACAGACAUUGGCGUUACAAGAGGGAUACGAGAUUUUCCAACUACUCGUUAAAGAAAAGGGUCAUUUUUAUGUUUGUGGUGACUGCACAAUGGCGGAACAUGUCCAUCAGACGUUGCAAAAUAUUAUACGAAAGCAUGGAUGUAUGAGCGAAUCAGAAGUGCAGUCUUAUAUGUUAUCUUUGAGGGACGAAAAUAGAUAUCACGAAGAUAUAUUUGGUAUUACUCUUAGGACCGCAGAAGUGCACAACAGAUCUCGGGAAACUGCAAGAAUUCGGAUGGCUUCGGAACCUUAACAAUAUCACUAUUAAAACAUAGAUUUAUUGGAGAAGGCUUAUGAAUGCUUACGUUAUGAACUUAGUGGAUUUUUUUUUAUUUUGCAUUAGUUUUAAAUAACUCUUUUAAAAUAACUCCAAACUUUAAAAUGUAUUUAAUAAGGACCUGUGUAUGACUUUGGUCGAAAAAUUCUGAUUCAAGUUGAACAUGAAACAUUGAUUCCUCCUGAUAAAUAAUCACCUGGGCACUUAUCUACCAACAAGUCUUCGAAAAUUAUUAUUACCUAUUUAAAAUAUGAUUUUUUUUAAACCAAUAUUUUCUUUUUUAUAUCGGAUAUAAUGAUUGUAAACUUUUGCUGCAAAAUUAAAAUCCUACUAACUCGAUAUAAUAAACAUUCAUGCAAGUCCACCUCUCUGACUACUAGCAAAAUAAAAUUUAAAUAAUUUUUUGAGUGAAAAUGAUUAAAUUUAAUGAUUUAAAUACUCUAAAAUUAAUUAUAAGUAAAAGCACAUAUGAAUUAUCAAAGGUUGCACUUUUAAAAUUUUAAUAUUAUUAACUAUACUGAAAUAUAUUAACAUUUAAACAAUUUUAAUCACUAAAAUUAUAAUUUAUGUAAGAUAAUAAUAUUAACCAACG